Messenger RNA from Ostertagia ostertagi, 822 nucleotides. Lineage: Eukaryota; Metazoa; Nematoda; Chromadorea; Rhabditida; Trichostrongylidae. The record is from the annotation of a GenBank genome assembly.
AUGAUGUAUGCUGAUUACACCGCUCGUAACAUCUGGCAAGAUAUCGUCCUUGUCAAAAGCCACGGACGUAUUCGACGCCAGGGAUAUAGCAACUAUGAAGCGAGCGCUGAUAGCCAGCAGUGCACAUCGUGCGUACAAUUGCAGUGCCCACCAGGGCCACCUGGACCACCAGGCGUGAACGGAGAACCUGGCAUGGAUGGCGCUCCAGGACGUCCCGGAAAACCCGGACUUGAUGGUCUAGACGUUCCUCUUGAUCCGGAGCCAAGUUUCCCGUGUGUCAUCUGUCCAGCAGGACCACCAGGAAAUCGCGGUCCACAAGGUGAAACCGGCCGCCCAGGAAUGCCUGGGGAACCAGGUCAUCCAGGUCUGCCCGGUCGCCCUGGAAAACCUGGAAGAGUUGGUGACGCUGGUCCACAGGGUGAUCCAGGCGAGGAAGGUGAACCUGGAAUCAAAGGUCCACCUGGAGACGACUCAAUCGGUGGCACGGGAAUCAAGGGUCCUCCUGGACCUCCUGGUCCACGAGGUCCAAAAGGGCCGCCAGGAACUAAUGGCAUGCCAUCACAAAAUCCUGGACCAGCAGGUCCAAUCGGAGAAAUGGGACCUCCUGGUCCUCCUGGUCCUCGUGGAGAACCCGGACCUCCUGGACCAUUCGGUCCACCUGGAGAUGCUGGAGAACCUGGAGGACACUGUCCAUCGUCGUGUGGGGUGCAAGAGAUUGUAGCACCAUCGGUUUCCGAACUCGACACCGGCGAGUAUUCCCAGCAGAACUAUCCGCGUAGCCCCGAAAGAGGACGCUACAGUGGGGGUUAUGGAAAGAAGUAA